Molecule: messenger RNA, 2475 nt
Organism: Boeremia exigua
Lineage: Eukaryota; Fungi; Ascomycota; Dothideomycetes; Pleosporales; Didymellaceae
Product: fungal-specific transcription factor domain-containing protein
Exons: 2
Coding region: 113-2356 (747 amino acids)
Biological process (GO): DNA-templated transcription
Molecular function (GO): DNA binding; zinc ion binding
Source: RefSeq, a predicted model, not a curated record
CACAACCCCAGCCCCAAGCAACUGACGACUCGAGACCGGCUUGCGCUGAUCGCGACAGAUCUCAGUGUCAGGUUAUGGUAUCAUCCAGCAUUGGAAGUGCACCAAGCUACCAAUGCCCACGCCCAACGAGAUUGGCACUCUGCGAGCGCGACCGAAUGGCGAGAGUCUGUUUGUAGGCAGCUCAUCUGGCGUCUUUUUCAUCAAUACCGUUAGGCGUGCAUUUUCUCAAGCUGCUGCAACUACAUAUCAGCGCCAAAGAACGACAAAUGACGCCCAUACAAGUGCCAAUUUUGCCAGCCUACCCUCGCCUGAGGAUUGCAUCAUCGGAUCCGAGACGCAACCGAGCCAGGACUGGCUGAACGCGAGAAGGGCGGCUGCAGAAACAACACCAACUCAACCUGAACGUGAAUCCCGGCGCCGGAGCAAUCUCGAAGAUCUCGGGACGCUUCCAGAUCAUGCGGUUGCUAAAGAGCUCUUGAUCACGUACUUUCGAACAUGGCAUCCUUUACUUCCUUUCCUACAUGGUCCGACCUGUCUAGGCGACUUGGAAGAUGCAUAUGCAGCAGGUCAGCCCAGAAAACCCAAGUCGCUGAGUACCGCGAUCAUCUUUCAAAGUCUGUUCAGCAUUGCCAAGCUCGACAGACCCGAUCUCCCUUCAUUGGGAGCGUCACAAUUCCAGUCCGAGGAACAACUAAUGCUUGCCCUCAGCACAGUAUCACUCAAAUGCGACCUGGCCUCUAUACAAGCACUACUUGCUGCAGAGUUAUACUUCGUCGCAAUUAUGGACGUGCGCGCAGCCUCAAGCGUGGGAGGGUUAGUCCUAAGAUCCAUGUUCAAAUCAGGUCUCCACCGAUGUCCAGUUCGAUACACCCAUUUGACUUCGAGUGACCACGAUAUGAGGAAGCGUAUGUUUUGGAGCGCGUAUUGCUUGGAUCGUUAUGUGAGCCAAACGUUGGGCCACCCUCUUGGCAUUCAAGACUCAGACUUCGACGUUUGUGCGCCAGGAGACAUUGACCUCCACCAGCCAGUGCGAACUGCCAAUGAAGCAGACGAAGGUACCUCUCCAGAAGAGACAGUGUUGCAUUUACCAGCAAAUCACCCGAGUCGACAAUAUGCUUCACCACGGCACGGGCCGACUAGCCCCGAAAACAGUCAAAGAGAACGUUCAGUGCAACCAGACGACCAGGAACGAUCCCCUGCCUGGCCGGUGAAUAACCGAAACGGAACGUCACAGCUACGCCAAGAAAAUCAGGUCGCACAAGCACAGUUUGUAAGAUACUCGAAAUUGAUAGGACGCAUGAUGGAAACGUUCCACAAAUCCAUACAUGUCCGCUUGGCCAGUCGGCAAAACAUUCUUUUUCUCAAAGCCGAUAUUGAUGCUUGGGGCAAUGAUCUAUCGCAGCCCUUGCCUGGCCCCACAGUCGGAGAUCAAGUGCAGCCAGCCUCUCUCAAUCAGGACGUCUUUUUCUGGGUCGCGCGCCAGCAACUGUUACUCCUUGUCAACCGACCCUUGCUUUCUCUCGACCCGGAAUCUGCGGAGUUCCGUUACGCUGCACAGAUUUGCAUUGGGGCAGCAAGAUCGAUAAUCCGAACACUCGAUACACACAUGAUCUCUGGGGGUAAACUGUUCUGGCCAGGAUCGAUACAUAGUGUUUGGAUGAGCGGUCUGGUCAUGGCAUUCACCUGCCAGCUGAAGCUUCAGAGCACUAUCAAUGCCGUCAAUGACAUCACCACUUCGCUCAAGAUCCUUAAGGUCAUGGCAAAAAGAUGGCAAAUGGCUCAAAACUGUCACGAGGUCUUGUCAAUGCUCCUAGACAAUAUCCAGAAUCCAGAGACACCCGAAACCGUUUCUGCUAGAGGUGACCUAGCCGAAUCCAGACACUCACGAUCGACCGACCAAGAAAACGCACGAGGCGAAAAGAGGCAAAGAGAGAAUAACGCAUCUGCUGGUAACAUGCAGCAGAGAAGCAAGUUUCCACGAUAUACGGCGCAGCCGUCGCAUACUUCGUCAGCGACGUCUGUUCCCGAUAAUCCACUGAUGACAACCUCGGGCCAUGGUCUGUAUGAUUCUAACCAGCAUUUUGACCCACGUGCUGGUGCAUACCAAAGCAAUGAUCAGUUCACAGGUGGAGACGUGCUGUCCUCGCAGGGAGGAGGGAACUUAUAUGGAUCUCUGGUCCAUCCUGAACAGACAAUCUACAAUGCAAAUAACUACGCACUUGAAAUCAACCCACAGAACAUCGCGAUGAACGCACCAUACGUACCCACUCCAGGUUUUGGACCGUCCACAUUCUAUGACGUCUUCGAUGGAGCUGCUUGGGGCCCUCUUCUGGAUCUGGUCGAGGACCGCAGAUGAUCGUACACGUUUUGUCUCAUGGCUGACAUGAGCUAUCAUGCGCAUCAGAUUGGUGUAGAACUGUAGAGUCUUGCACUUCUCUUACAACUCAGCGACGUACCAGCACACAAGAUAUCAGC